AUGGCAGCUCCAUUACUUGCAGACAGCGAAGCUGUAAGUGGAGAUACAGCUCGUGAGUCGGUUUCCUUUGAUAGUAUCGCUCUUGAACCAAAUGUAACAGCUGGUAGUCCGACAGCCAACGAAAUGGCAGACACUGACGAUGCCGAUUUAUCGGAUACGGGGACAACUCAUUUGGAGAACGAACAAUUGCCAUGUCAAAAUGAACAUUUUCACGAAGAAGGUACUGCUUCUACGACCAAAGCGGCGGUUGAUAGCGAUAUUACUACAACAUUGGAGAAUGCAAAGAGAGUAGACAGACGUCCUGAUGGCGAUUUGGAGCAAGUAGAAUCGGACGACGAGGAUAUUUCGGAGGCCGAGACAGAAAUACUGGAAGAUGAUGAACCAAAUACGGACGAUCUUGGACUUCAUUACAGUGAUGACAGCGAUAUCGGAAGUAGCAAACAAGCGAAUGAAAAGAAUGAUUUAGUGGAUGCCCUGAGGAAUGUUUCAGGCAGCGUGAAAGGUGGUACAGAAUUUGAGACGAACCCACCACACAAGAGACACAACUGCGCUGACUCCAAGCAAAAAUUGUCAAAAAAUCAGAAAGAGGAUAAUGCAUCUGCGCUGACAGCCGGAGUGCAGCAAUUUUUUGAUUUUGUACCGCUUAAAUUGAAGCCCAAGGUCAAGAUAGUAAGCUCCACGGCCCCAAAGCCGUUGCCAUUGCACAGUUAUACCCUGACUCAUCCCAAAGUAGGAAACAGUAAUGCCGAGGAUGCCUUUGUCCAAUCUAAGAAGACUCAAAUAUUGCCGACGACGCCAUCAAUUGGAUCUAACGGGCUCCGUCCGAUGAAAAGACCUAUUGCAACGUCAACGACAAGAAAGGGUAAGUAUCUGGUAACAAGGCGCUGUACUAAAAUGCUGGAUGAUGGUUCUAAAAUCCAGAGACAACCGAAUAGCCAAUACACAAUGGUAUACACGAAAAAUUCCAAAAGCAGCGACACAAAUGAUCUCGAUGAUGAACCGCUGGCCAUUCUAGCGAAAGAAUUGUCGAAUAAUUCAGAAGACACACCACAAGCUAGGUAUCUGUCGUAUGCGGGAGCUAGAAAAACUGAGGAGCCCCCCAGUUAUGUUGCAAAUACGCCCCGCAUUAUCUCAAAUUCUCGCUUCGGUGGGGGUGGAGGGCUCCACUUCAGUUCUUCGACAAUACCAAACUUUGCAGCGACGUCAAUCGACCGGCAUUUGCAACUACCCGAUAAAGAUGUUUCUACAGGCGGAUACAGGCGAGAGCCUCAGAUCAGCAUUUAUGACGCACUGCACAUGGAUAAAGAAGAGAGUACUAUCGAAAUUGGCAAAGUGAACGGCUACAAACGAUCCAGUCGUUUCAAGAAAAUGCAGGAGGAAGCAGUCCGGAACGGCACUCCCAUGGUUAAAAGCCAGUUGCAGGAUAAAGAUUGGGACAAGAUGCCAAUUCCAAAGAAAAAGAAGCAAACGCAUCAAGCGGAUGAGGACGAGCUAUUACAGCCUUCAAAGGCGAGUGACGUUGGCGGUAAAUCGCGAAAUAAGCGUCGCAAGAAGACUUCUGUUUCACCGAUCAAAAAGUCGGGAUCGAGCUACCAUGGACCACAAGCCUCUCAGGUUGUGACAUCACGUAAGCAUGACUCGUCUUUGCGAGGGCAUCGUGACCGGGAACGCAGCAAUUGCAGGCGUGAAGAUGAUCGUAAGAAAAAGCGAUCACCAUCGCUGCCGUCUAGAGGUCGGGAUCAUUACGAUAAAAAAUAUAGAGUACGUGAUGAUCGCAGGCGAAAAGGUUCAUCGCGCUCAAGGUCUCGCUCACUAAGUCCUUGCCGCCGGGAUUAUAGCAAGAUUCGCAAGCGCUACCGUUCACGUUCAAGAUCAUGGUCGCGGGAGAAGUCGAGUGAGCGUGACCAUCGCCGUUCCGACCGGACGGUGUCAAUCAGCCACGAUCGUGAUCGUCAUCUAGAAAAACAUGGCAAGAGACGAUCGCUUUCUCCAGAAAAAUGCGCUUCGAGCAAAAAGAAGACGCUAGGUGAGCCGCCAAAGCUGGAUGAAGUUUGCGAAAAUGAUAAAACUGGAGACAUUGGUAGGUCUGGCAAGAAGCAGAAGUUUUCUCAUUCUACGGUAGCACCACCUUCACCAGGCACUUCGGCUACGUUUGAUGACGAGGGUGACAACAUGUUCAUCUCAGACUCGGAUGAUGACGAAAACGCUUUGAUAAAGGAAAUGGAAGACAUUCGUUUCGACCUGGAUAGUAUUCCAAUUGAUGAAGCUCUGAUGACGAGGCAGGUGUAUGUCACGGGGUUGAACCCUACUGUGUGCGCUGAACAAAUCGAGGAGGACUUUGCACGCUUUGGUGUUGGGGUUGAUCGAGAGACUGGGUUUCCAUCCAUCGAGGUCUUUGCAUGCCAACGCAACUAUCUUGGGCGUGGUGAUGCACGCGUGACUUUUAAAACUGAGGAAGGAGCGCAAGAGGCAGUAGAGGAGCUUGAUUCAAAAAAUGUGAAGAAUUCGAUGAUUCACGUGCGACGAAUGGAUGUUCAUACCCAGCGCAUACUGACAACGCAGUUUCAAGCGGUACGAGAUACGUGGAAAUGUACCAAAACGCACUGCCGUGCCGACGUGAGUGUGUGGAAUGCAAAGUGCGACAAGUGCGGGCGGAAGCGUGUAUAUGGACCGAGUAACAUCAAGAUUGGAGCUGAAUCCUGGUUGUGCUCGCUUUGUUUCACAUCAAAUGAAUCAUUUGCUACGAGUUGCUGCGGCUGCAUGGAGGCAUUGCCUGAAAUUGACCGCUCGACCUUCUACACGUCCUGA
This is a messenger RNA of Peronospora farinosa, 2808 nucleotides long. The record is from the annotation of a GenBank genome assembly. Lineage: Eukaryota; Oomycota; Peronosporomycetes; Peronosporales; Peronosporaceae.